CCACGUGGGGUGAGUCAGCGCCGGGCGGGGGCCGCCUGCAGAUAAGGAGGGAGGCGCCGCGGGGCUGCGGUGUUUGCACGCAGGGGCCGGCGGAGCGAGAGGUUCCUCCGGUGACGAGUACUGCUUUGUGGCCAAGAUGUGGCAGUCUGUGUCUGCCCUGUGUGUCCUGGUGACCCUCGUGAGUGCCCGCAGCGUCCCCUACUUUGCUCCCCUCUCGCACGAUUUGGUCAACUACAUCAACAAACUCAACACUACAUGGCAGGCUGGGCACAAUUUCCACAAUACUGACAUGAGUUAUGUGAAAAAACUGUGUGGCACGUUCCUGCAUGGGCCCAAACUGCCAGUGAGGGCAGCGUUUGCUGGAGACGUGAACUUGCCAGACAGCUUUGACUCCCGGGAACAGUGGCCGCAUUGUCCAACCAUUAAUGAGAUCAGAGACCAAGGGUCCUGCGGCUCUUGCUGGGCGUUUGGUGCGGUGGAGGCCAUUUCGGACAGAGUCUGCGUGCACACCAACGGCAAGAUAAACGUGGAAAUCUCGGCGGAAGAUCUGCUGUCUUGUUGUGGCUUCAAGUGUGGGAUGGGGUGUAAUGGCGGCUAUCCUUCUGGAGCGUGGGGAUACUGGACUGAGGAAGGCCUGGUGUCCGGCGGGCUCUAUGACUCCCACGUGGGCUGCAGACCAUACUCCAUCCCUCCAUGCGAGCACCACGUCAAUGGGUCACGACCCUCGUGCACUGGGGAGCAAGGGGACACCCCGAGGUGCGACAGACACUGUGAAGCAGGCUACUCGCCUUCAUAUGAGAGUGACAAACACUUUGGCGCUACAUCUUACAACGUCCCUUCCAGCGAGGAGGAGAUAAAGGCUGAGAUCUACAAGAAUGGCCCAGUAGAGGGAGCAUUUGCCGUGUAUGAAGACUUCCUCAUGUACAAGUCUGGUGUUUACCAGCAUGUCUCCGGAGGAGAGGUUGGUGGCCAUGCGAUCAGAAUCCUUGGCUGGGGUGUAGAAAAUGGCACCCCCUACUGGCUGGCUGCAAACUCCUGGAACACUGACUGGGGUGACAAUGGUUUCUUUAAAAUCCUCCGAGGGCAGGACCACUGCGGCAUUGAAUCCGAGAUAGUGGCUGGCAUCCCCAAAACAGAACUGUACUGGAAGAGGAUCUAACCCCUGGCUUGGGUGCAACUGAAGAGAUCAAACUACAAAUAAUCACGCCUCUGUUUCUUAUAUCCAGGAGCAGGCUGGGCACAGAGCCUGCACUCUUGAGACUAUGGUUGAAGCUACUUCCUAAAGCCUUUUAUCUUGUUUAGUUGUGUGAUGGGGAUGAAGGCGGUGGUUUCUGUAUCGAUGCGCUAGCUGCCUUUUCUACUGGAGCGCUCUGCUUCCCUUCUCAAAGGACUGGGCUAGUAGUGACAUAGCUAAUCACUCACCACAAUAUUGGGGUGACUGAGAAACUCUGGCUUUUACCAGCCUAGUUCAAUGAACCUUCUUGUCCAAGCUUGGGUGGAAACACAACAGGAUAGGCCAAAGUACCUGCAUGGUCUGGCUGGCAGGACUGGAUGACCUAGGGGGUCUCUUCCAUCUCUGAGAUGAUGCUGGCUGCUGUCCCCAAGUUUGACUUCCGCCCUGUCGUGUGCCCAGAGACCUAAUGGCUCAGAAGUGGGUAUGUGCAAACCCUUGUCUACGGUGUAAACAUUGCACAUGCACUUCUGAAAGCACGUGCCUAGGUUUAUUUGCUAACCUUGUUUCCUGAGUGUGGGGGGAGCCUAUUAAUGGCACGAUACUGACAGGGGCUGGCUCUGUAUGGAGUAGAACAUGGCUCUUCCACAACUUAAGCUUUUCAUAAAUAUUUCCUCUGCUGUUCUGUUUAGUUUUUUUUUUUUUUUUUUUUUUUAAAUAAACCACUCAGCUCCUCAACCAUUUGUUACAGAUGUGGUGGGUGAUGUGAUCAACCAGCCUGUUACACUGGCACAUGGAUGCUAAGAACAUCUCACUGAACUAAAGCAAGUGUGGUGUUCAAACGAAGGUCAAUGUGGGGCUUGCAGAUAAAAUAAAUUGGGCAGGGUUGCUGCCUCUCUUCUUCCAGGCAGAUGCUUAUCUCGGAGUGUGGUUCAUCUGGGUUCAGUAGAUUGGUUGGAAGCAGGCUGACGACUGCAAUGGCAAUACUGUCCUAGGGUGCUUUAGUGACUGCAACUUUGAAUUCAGGCUGGGUAGGGGAAGAAGGUUCGAUAUGACUCUAAAGGCUUGUCUGGAUGGUAGGGGAAUGCACACUACAGAGGUGAGACUUCUAAAGUGUAUAAACCUAGAAAUGGAACUAGGUUAAAGUGCCCAGGGGAACCUUGAGCAUGCAUCAGCAGGGUCUACAUGGACAAAUUAAUGCAUGUUAGAAUCCUUUAGAAAUCACACACCUGUGGUGCUACUUGCCUGUGUAGACCAGCCCUAAUUUCUUAACUCACUUCACAUGCUUGCGAUGACUGAUAAUCUAGCUUUUUUGCACACAACCAUCCUAUUUUUUUAAAUAGGGAAUCUUGUUACUGCUAACAUUUUAGCUGAGGAUAGGAGGGAAAAGGAGAUGGAUGUAGGAAGAACGGUGUGAGCGUGGGAGGUAGUGGCACUAAUUCAGUUAACUGCUGCUAGUGUAACAAGCUGGAAGAGCCUGGGUGGUGGUUAAAGCAGAGGGCAGGUUUUGCUUACUGGAGAGAUCCCCUGCUCCUGCAGUGAGGAACACUGAAUCACCUGUGGAAUAGGACACUUGGAUUUUGUGUUUAAAGAUGGACUCUAAUUUCUGUUGUAAUCACUUAUCCAAUAGUAAUAUGGCUUCAGUGUAGCUGAGUGGAACAAUUGUGCCAAUAAAAGAUUUCUCCAA
Molecule: messenger RNA, 2858 nt
Organism: Malaclemys terrapin pileata
Lineage: Eukaryota; Metazoa; Chordata; Testudines; Emydidae
Gene: CTSB
Product: cathepsin B
Exons: 10
Coding region: 137-1159 (340 amino acids)
Biological process (GO): regulation of catalytic activity
Cellular component (GO): lysosome
Molecular function (GO): cysteine-type endopeptidase activity
Source: RefSeq, a predicted model, not a curated record